ACAAAUAACAAAAGUAAACGCACUUUGCUCUUACACAACUUGCUUGCAAAUAGCACUUUUCUCUCUCUCUCUCUCACACACACACACACUCUCUCUCUCUCUUGUAUCCUUUCCAUUUUUCUCUUUCUUUUUCCCAAAUCUAAUCAAUACAAAUUCAAGGGUUUUUUGAUUCAUUGUCAUAACCAAAUCCUCCAUUUUCCUUCACAUUAAGAGAAGGAAAAGAAAGGAGAAAAAAAAAAGCAGAAGAAUUCUUGGAGUGAUGCUUUGUUGUGUUUUUUCAUGAGCUAAACAAAGACCCCUUUAUUUAUUUUAUCAUAAAGAUUGGAUUUUUAAUGCAUAUCCAAUUACCCUUAUUGUUUUCUUGAGGAUUUGAAAAUCAAGAAUCUUGAAAUUCCCUAUUUUAUUGUCGAUUGGGAGCUGAAUUUUUGUCAAAUCUUGGAAUUUUCUUGUAAAGUUUUGAGCUUUUUGAGGAUUUUGAUGAAAUGGAGUUGUUGUUUUUGCAUUGGAGUAAUUUUCUUGAGGUUCUUUAGGUAAAUUUUAGGAGGAAAAUUUGAUUUUUAUUGAGUGUUUGGGAUAAAUGGAUAUUAAAAAUAAUAAAGAAUUUAAAGGGGAGAAAAUUCAGUAUGUAGAUAGUAUGGAAGCUCCUAAAUCUAUGUUGAAUGGGGAAAAAGAUGAAGAUGAUGAGUCUAAAGCACUGUUACCUCCUUCUAGGAAAGGUGGUUUGUCAAAAAAGAUAGCUAAACCAAAGAGGAAAGUUCAGUGGAAUGAUACAAAUGGGAAUAAACUUACUGAGGUUUUGGAAUUUCAGCCAAGUGAUGCAAGUGACUCAGAUGAUGAUGAAUCAGAUUCUUGCAUUUGUAGAAUAAUGUAGUUCUUAUUAAAUGCACUACCAAACCAGUUGUGAAUCAAAAAUGUUGAAUCGCCUUUGAUUCACGCCUUAUAUAGCAUACAAUAACAGCAGUUUUUAAGAGAGUUUUGGUUCAAGUUAGUUGGCACCUCGAGCCAAAUGAUACGACCCUUUCCUUGUACACAGUCAGAUAGAGAGAAUGACUUCCUCUAUUGUAUAAUGUAUAUGAGUGCUUCGGGUUUUAGUAGAUAACAUACAGAACCUUCGGGUUUUCUUGUUUCUCUUUUGCUUAAUUGUGAUGUAUAUGAGUGCUGAGUCUUACAUAUGAUGACGAAUGUAUUCUAGCGUAUAGCCGGAUGCAUUGCAAAGAAUGAUUUUGUAACAUCUUUCUUUCUUUUUUCA
Molecule: messenger RNA, 1249 nt
Organism: Capsicum annuum
Lineage: Eukaryota; Viridiplantae; Streptophyta; Magnoliopsida; Solanales; Solanaceae
Exons: 2
Coding region: 578-871 (97 amino acids)
Source: RefSeq, a predicted model, not a curated record